Molecule: messenger RNA, 756 nt
Organism: Aplosporella prunicola CBS 121167
Lineage: Eukaryota; Fungi; Ascomycota; Dothideomycetes; Botryosphaeriales; Aplosporellaceae
Exons: 2
Coding region: 1-756 (251 amino acids)
Source: RefSeq, a predicted model, not a curated record
AUGGCUGGCCAGUGCAAGGGUGUCACUCUCACGAAGAGUCCUUGUUGCAAGUUCGCUGCUGCGGGCUCUGACUAUUGCAAGCACCAUCAAAAACAGAGUACAUCCAAUCCUCUCCCCACAUGCCACAGCUCAAUUCUAACAACUCUGAACACAGCAAUCUCUAACAACGGCGAUCGUACUCGCGGUCCGUUCAGCCGCAGAAAGUUCGUGAAAGCCGUAGCCAAGGCCGUCAAGAUUGCAACGCCGUACCUAGCAGAGGCGCUGAAGAUGCCGCAGCUGGAGGAGAAGCAGAACCAGUACCAUAAGAUGACGGUUCUGGUGACCAAGUUCAUGCAGAUGUCGAAUGUGGGAUCAGAGAUGCAGAGCCAGCUCUGGACUCAUACCCAUCAGGUUCUGACUCAGCAUGCACUGCCGACCAUCGAGCAGCGGGCUCUGAACGCGGCUGCUGGUAACGGCCCCGUUCAAGGUCAUCCUAUCGUCCAGCAGGGCCAGCCGCCGGCUUACGCCCCUCGCGAUCCCGCUGUCGCUGCUGCCAUUGUCGCUCGCGAUGUCCCAGCUAUUGUCGCUCGUGCUGCUGCCGCUAGGGCUGCUGCAGUUCGUGCUACCGCUGCUCAUGUCGCCGCUGGUCAGGCUGCUGUUCUAGCUGCUGUUCCACCUGCUGCACCGGCUGCUGUUCCGGCGGCUGUUGUGGCUGCUGCUGAGGCUGCUGUCCAGGCCGUUGCUCCUGCUCCUGCUCCUGUUAACGCCGGCAAGUAG